Selaginella moellendorffii is the source of this 1008-nucleotide messenger RNA. RefSeq names its product pentatricopeptide repeat-containing protein At4g02750-like. The record is from RefSeq and is a predicted model, not a curated record. Gene Ontology annotation, molecular function: protein binding; RNA binding. Lineage: Eukaryota; Viridiplantae; Streptophyta; Lycopodiopsida; Selaginellales; Selaginellaceae. The coding region runs from base 1 to 1008 and encodes 335 amino acids. The transcript has 2 exons. Gene Ontology annotation, biological process: RNA modification.
AUGCCUGAGAGAGACUCUGUGUCGUGGAAUGUGAUUAUUUCGGCAUAUGCUCAAGCUGGAGAUUUUCUUGAAGCAAAGAAGCUGUUUGAUAGAAUGGAACGAGAUCAUGAUUCUCACAAAAGACUGAGCAAUCCAGUCCCAUGGAACUCUAUGAUCGUUGCGCAUGCUCAGUGCGGAGAUCUUGAUGGAGCACGAAAGUUCUUUGCGAGGAUGGCGCAGAGAGAUUGCGUGUCGUGGGCAACACUUAUCAACUCUUUUGCGCAGCAUGGCUGCACUAAUCUAGCAAGAGACACAUAUGAGAGAAUGCCACAGCACGAUGUUAUAGCGUGGACUGGAAUGCUCCGAGCAAACUCCCAGUGCGGUGAAAUCGAUCAAAGAGACAGCGUUCCUUGGAAUGUUAUGAUCACUGCAUAUGCCCAACGAGGGCAUGUAAACGAAGCAAAGUACUUUUUUGACAGUGUAGAAGUUCCAAACGUUAUCACGUGGAAUUGCAUGAUCGGAGCGUAUGGGCAAAAUGGACACUUAGACGAUGCUUGGGCAUUGUUUAAACGCUGUUUACAGCCAAACAUAGUGACCUGGAACGUUCUUAUCGUGUCGUUUGCCCAGAAUCUACAUUGUGCUGAGUCCAUUCAUCUCUUUGACGUCUUGAAUCUGGAAGGAUUCAAGCCAGACGAGCUGAGUUUCAUGGGCCUUUUGAUUGCUUGCUGCCACCUUGGGCUGGUAAUUGCUGCUAGAGAUACCUUGGCUUCAAUGGUUUUUGACUACGAUAUAAGCCCUGAGCGAGAUCACUACUGCUGCUUGAUCGGUGUUCUUGCGGGAGCUGGGCUCUUGGAUGAUGCUGAGGAUCUCAUCAACACAAUGCCAUUUCUUCCAGAUGUUUCCAACUGGGGAUGCUUCGUGAGUGCCUGUAAGAUCCACUCUGUUGGAGUGGAUAGGAGUGUUGGUGCUGCUUGCAAUGCCAUCGCGAUGGAUCCUAAAAACUCAGCGCCAUACAACAAUUUUUACUGA